Messenger RNA from Ipomoea triloba (trilobed morning glory), 530 nucleotides. RefSeq names its product receptor-like kinase LIP1. The coding region runs from base 35 to 343 and encodes 102 amino acids. The record is from RefSeq and is a predicted model, not a curated record. The transcript has a single exon. Lineage: Eukaryota; Viridiplantae; Streptophyta; Magnoliopsida; Solanales; Convolvulaceae.
ACCCAUAUUCAGGGAUCCAAAGAGGUUCCCGGAAAUGGCAGAUCCACGCCUGAAGGAUGACUUUCCGGUGAGGAGCUUGAACCAAGCAGUUGGGGUUGCCGCAAUGUGCCUCCAAGAUGAACCAUCGGUUCGACCACUGAUCGGCGAUGUUCUAGCCGCCCUCAGUUUCCUUCAAGUAGCUCCUAAGGAAGAUCCAGUUCCGGCCAGUAUUCCACACGCUCCGUCGGGCCAUGCAAACCAAAACGAGCCGGACGACGACGAAGAAGAAGAAGAAGAAGACGAUGACUACGAAGGAUCCGGUUCGGAAGACGGCAGCAGUUCGGAUUCCGACGGCGAAAAGUAGAACAAUUUAAUUAGAUCAAAUUAAUAUAUAGGAUUCACGAUGGAGAAUAUUUGGAGAACAUACACUGAUAAAUCUUGGUUUGGUAAUGAAAGCAUUCAUUUUUUUCUUUUUUUCUUUUUUUUUUCGUUUUUAUUUUCUUUUUCUUUUUAUGGACAUUAUUAAGUAUAUGGGAUUUCCUAUUUUAGUA